AUGAUGUUCUCUGUUAUAUGUGCCUCAAUUUCAGUUUCAGGCUUUCACCAUUUUCCAUGACUUUCCUCUUAUCAAGAUCAUUAAUUUCUCUCACUCUCGUCAGACCUUCUUGUUCGAUUUCAAUGGCGAAUCCAACGAUGAACGCUAAAGCUCGUCUCAGAGGCGUUGUAUUCGAUAUGGACGGAACCCUGACGGUUCCGGUCAUCGAUUUCGGAGCAAUGUAUAGAGCUGUUCUUGGUGAAGAUGCGUACAAGCGAAUCAAAGCAGAGAGCCCUACUGGAAUUGAUAUCUUGCAUCAUAUUGAGUCUUGGAGUCCUGAUAAACAGCAGAAAGCUUAUGAGAUCAUUGCCGAUUAUGAGAAACAGGGAAUAGAUAAGCUCCAAAUCAUGCCUGGUGCUGCUGAACUAUGUGGCUUUCUUGAUUCCAAAAAGAUAAAGAGGGGGCUGAUUACACGCAAUGUUCAGAAGGCAAUCGAUAUCUUCCAUCAACGUUAUGAGGUUAUCUUUUUUCCAGCACUAGGCAGAGAGUUUCGUCCAUAUAAACCAAACCCAGACCCACUGUUACAUAUAUGUUCUACAUGGGGCAUCCAACCUAAUGAAGUCAUGAUGGUUGGUGACAGCUUAAAAGAUGAUAUCGCAUGUGGGAAACGAGCUGGAGCCUUCACUUGCUUGCUAGAUGAAACUGGAAGGUAUGGACCAGAUGACUUUUCUGUCUCCGGUCUGCAACCUGAUUUUAAGGUUGAUUCCUUGUCCAAAAUUCAGAAUAUAUUGGAGACAAACUUCGACAUGAACCCAUAGUUUUCUUUUCUCCACGUUAUUCAACUUGUAGUCAGUCUCAGUGACCAAAGUAGUUUUCUAGAGUUUAUAAUCACUGGCUAUCUUGAGUUGCACAAUUGUGUCCCUGCGCUGUCAUCUACGGAACGUGUGUGAGUGUAAACACUGUUGUCUGUUAAGUCCAAAAUUUCAGUUUAUUUAUAUGAUCUGAUUUUUAAAAAUUCUACAA
This is a messenger RNA of Camelina sativa (false flax), 1002 nucleotides long. Its product is annotated as haloacid dehalogenase-like hydrolase domain-containing protein At2g33255. The record is from RefSeq and is a predicted model, not a curated record. Gene Ontology annotation, cellular component: chloroplast. NCBI's taxonomy places the organism in Eukaryota, Viridiplantae, Streptophyta, Magnoliopsida, Brassicales, Brassicaceae.